Funneliformis geosporum is the source of this 440-nucleotide messenger RNA. Lineage: Eukaryota; Fungi; Glomeromycota; Glomeromycetes; Glomerales; Glomeraceae. The record is from the annotation of a GenBank genome assembly.
AAAUGGAUGUAUUAAAUAAAAAGAAAGGUGGUGGUCGUCCUUUAAAUGAAAUUUGGAAGCACUUUGAAAGAUUUCCAAUAGAAACUCCUGGCAAGUUUCAGGCUUGUUGUAAUUUUUGUCCAUUAGAAUUGAAACGUGCUGAAAUAGUAGCUUUAGAAGAGCAUCUUGCAAACCAUUGUUCAAAUGCAUCAGGAUUAAUUUUACGUGAAUAUAUGCAAAAGGUUUUAGCACGAAAUAAUAGUAAAAAAAGAAAGUUGGAUAAUAGUCAAACUAUUAUCACUUCUUUUCAUGAUUAUUCAGAUCUUCCUAAAGCAAGAAUUACAAGAAGCAAUCAUGAUAUUAAUUUUGACGUAGAAUCUAUACCAGAUAGUAAUAAGGAAAAAGAAAAUAAUAUAUUAGAUUAUAAUAUUGAUAAUUUGGUUAAUCAAUAUGUUACUUAA